Messenger RNA from Oncorhynchus gorbuscha (pink salmon), 1591 nucleotides. Its product is annotated as secreted frizzled-related protein 2-like. The transcript has 3 exons. Gene Ontology annotation, molecular function: Wnt-protein binding. Gene Ontology annotation, biological process: negative regulation of canonical Wnt signaling pathway; canonical Wnt signaling pathway; non-canonical Wnt signaling pathway. NCBI's taxonomy places the organism in Eukaryota, Metazoa, Chordata, Actinopteri, Salmoniformes, Salmonidae. The record is from RefSeq and is a predicted model, not a curated record. Bases 421 to 1425 code for a protein of 334 amino acids.
AAAGACUUGCUAAAAUAGUGAGCUUGCUGUUGUUUUGACUGGGGAAUAAACCUGUAGAAAACAGACCGCGACGUAAGGAAAAUGCAUAACGAAUAGAUGGCAAAAAUACAUUGCCAGCACCGACUCAUUGGGGGCAGGUUCUGGGCAGACUGCUAUGGGAAGAUAACACAACAAACAGUAUUUCAGACGCCCCCCCCCGUUCUAAUAACAAAGCCACUUUUACAGCCCUCAAUAACCGGGAGUCACACCAUUGCAUUUGAUGUAAGAACCAGUUUGUUCUGCAUGACUGGGUGACGCCAGGCGCCCUCUCAUUACACACUAGCCUAAUACUAGUUUGAUUACAACCGACUACGCACUUCUCCAGGACUGCUGAACAACCACCGUACUGCUUUGUUUUUUUAUUCUACACGUGUCGUCAGUAUGGCUCAACUGAAGUUAGCACUUUGCGUGUUGCUGUCUAGUUCUUUCGCCUCGGUUUUGACCACAGACAGCUCCAUUCAGUUUGCGUCCGAAAGUCUCAGUUCCUCUUCGUUUCGCUCGGUGUGUAAGCCCAUCCCCAGCACACUUUCCCUGUGCCACGGCGUCGGUUACGGGGAUAUGCGGCUGCCCAACCUGCUGGGGCACGACUCAUUGAAAGAAGCCCAGCAACAGUCGGCCGCCUGGCUGCCGUUGGUCUCCAAACUCUGCCAUCGGGAUACCAAGAAGUUCUUGUGCUCGCUAUUCGCCCCGGUGUGCCUACCGGAGGGGCCCGUGCGCCCCUGCCGUGGGCUGUGCGAGGCUGUGAGGGACAGUUGUCUCCCUGUGAUGAGCGCGUUCGGAUUCCCGUGGCCCGACAUGUUCAACUGCACACAGUUCCCACGCGGGGUCCAUCUCUGCAUUCCCACCACGACCCAAGACACACAGCGUGCGCGGAAGGGAGAGGAAGCGGGUCACGAGGAGGCAUCAGAGGGAACAGUGAUCUGUGACUCAUGCAGUCUGGCUGCUGAGGGGGAGACAGACAUCCAGAACAACUUCUGCAAGCAUUGGUCACACUUUAGACAAAGGCUUAUAGAGGCCUAUAACCUGUUUACAUCCUUUAAACUGCUUAUCGGGAGUGUGUCUGUGGAGGGGGGUGACUGCAGGUUUGUCCCUCUGGGCCGGAGUCGCAUCCUGAGGUGGGAAGGUGGAGGCACGGAGAGGGCUGAGGGCGUCCGGGGGGCAAUGGCCUACAGUGCCCUUUGGCUGCAGGAAGGGGGUACCUGCACCUGUCCUGCCCUGGAGGAGGCACAUGGGGGAGGGGGGAAGGGGUCCGUGGCAGGGGUGUGGUACCUGGGCCUUGCUGACUUACAGGAGGGCAGGUUGAUCCUCUCUAGGCUUGUGAGAUGGAGGAAGGGGGACAAAGAACUAAAGAAGUUCAUCAGGAGACUGCUCAAACAACCCUGCUGAUGAUGUCAUCAAACAAGCAUAAAGAGACUUUCCAAUUUGGCCAAUUGGAUGUGUAUGAGAGGACACCACAGCCCUGUUACAUGUCAGCCUCUUGGCCUAGACCCUAUCCCUUCAAUAUCCCUUUCAUAUCCCUUCAAUAUCCCUUUCAUAUCCCUUCAAUAUCCCU